GGGUUUUAAGAAGCUCUCCGCCUCUUCCUCAAAGAAAACCUCCAGAGCAAAGCGAGAGAGAGAGAGAGAGAGAGAGAGACCAGAAAAACGUAGGCGGCGAAAAUGAAGACGAUUCUGUCAUCGGAGACUAUGGACAUCCCAGACGGCGUGAAGAUCAAAGUUCAUGCCAAGCAGAUCGAGGUUGAAGGUCCCAGGGGAAAGCUGGUUCGCAAUUUCAAGCAUUUGAACCUUGAUUUCCAGCUUAUCACCGAUUCUGAGACCGGCAAGAGGAAGCUCCAGGUCGACGCUUGGUUCGGUUCCCGGAAGGCCACCGCCGCCAUCCGUACCGCUCUCAGCCACGUCGACAAUCUCAUCACUGGUGUUACCAAGGGCUACCGUUACAAGAUGAGGUUUGUCUACGCCCAUUUCCCCAUCAACGCUUCCAUCACCAACUCCAACCGCUCCAUUGAGAUCCGUAACUUUCUUGGCGAGAAGAAGGUAAGGAAGGUUGAUAUGCUUGACGGAGUGACUGUUGUGCGAUCUGAAAAGGUCAAGGAUGAACUGGUAUUAGAUGGGAAUGACAUUGAGCUUGUCUCCAGAUCUGCUGCCCUGAUUAACCAGAAAUGUCAUGUGAAGAACAAAGAUAUCAGAAAGUUCCUUGAUGGUAUCUAUGUCAGUGAGAAGGGAAGAAUAGCAGAGGAGGAAUAGAGUAUUCAACUCUUGUUGUCCUUAUUAAGUUAGACUUGAGACUAUCUGGUUUAAAGGGAACUUGAAAUUUUGCGCUGUGUUUUCAGAUUUUAAUGUUGGAUUCUGGUGGAUAGAGAUUUUAUUAUGUUGUCUUUUGAAAGAUGGUAUGGUUUUAAGUUUAUCUGGAAUAUUAUUUCAUUUUCCCUCAUGCACGCAAUUAGCAAUAUAGAUUUGUUUGACAGCAUUCACUGUCCAUGCUCUAUUUUGGCUCAUCUUUCUGCUUCUUUUCUAGUAAUCUCGCUUGCAAAACGUCAAGAAAUAGAUGUAAUGGGUCGGCUAGAAAUUUAGUCUAAUGAAAUGCCACUAAUCUUCUUAAAAAUGUAUGUAGCACUACUUUUUCAAAGGUUAAGUCCAUUUAUGUAACUCUUAAACAUUGCAACACAGAAAAACUAUUCAAUUCCCUCCUCGAACGACUCUUAUCAAUGUGCUGCUUCUCAUUUUUCUGCCUUAAACCUGGUCAGGGCCAAACUUCGUGGGUAAAAAAUGUAUUUAAUCCAAGGCAAAUCUUAUGGAGAUAUAUGGAAAUGGGACGGGCCAAAGAGGCUAAGAACUUGUCUAUGGCUUUUGGCAAAGCAGCGCCUUUUGACUAACGUCGAAAGGAGAAGAAGGCAUUUGACAGAGGAAGCACUGUGUCCAGCAUGUGGGGAGGAGGAUGAGGAAGCUUUGCACGAGGUCAGAGAUUGUCCGGCGGCGAAGGAGGUCUGGAUGGAACUCUUACCCACCUCCCACCAAGGAAGGUUUUUUGAAGGGGACUUACACAGUUGGCUUAGUAGUAAAUAGUAAUCUCCGAUGUGGGGUAAAAACUACUUAAGAAUGGCCUAUACUAUUUGGGAUACUAAUAUGGAAGUUAUGGAAUUGGCGCAAUGUUCUUGUGUUCCAACAGGAAGCCUUCAAUAUCCAUAGGAAAAUUGGUGAAAUAGUUAACAAAUUCAAAGGCAUAAGAGAAACAAAUCACAAAAGGCGAAUGAGGGUACCUUUGGUGGAGAGGGAGCUAUGUAUGUUGUACUGGAAACCACCUCCUCCUGGGAAACACAAAAUCAAUUCUGAUGGAGCAUUGGACUGGGCUACAGGCUUGGCUACGGCGGGCGGAGUCAUAAGGGAUGCCAAUGGUGUGUGGUGCUCUGGCUUUGUAAUGAAUAUAGGGUACUGCUCCGUUACUGGGCCUAUUCCAAGACCUCAACUUGGCGUGGAAUAUGGGAUACAGAGAUGUGGAAGCCGAAGUGGAUAGUCAAGCCGUGGUCCGGUUGAUAGCGGAUGCUAAUAGGUCAUCGUGCCUGCACGAAGGCCUAGUUAGAGCAAUUAGGGAGCUCUUGAUUAGAAGUUGGACUAUUAGUUUAUCUCAUAGGGAUUGUAAUUUUGUUGCUUUAGCAACACUGGUGACCGAGAAUCUAGGUUUUACACGACUGGAUUUGCCGCCGUCAGGAGUCUGUCCUUGACUAUUUCAUGAUGCGGUGGGGGUAAGUUACCCACAUAGAACUGUUGUAGCGGCUGAGUAGCCUUAGGGCAUCUCCAACGCGUCCUCCAAACUGGGCGGACGCGUUGGUUUUAGCGGAGCGGGAUCUUCAACGCAGCCCG
This is a messenger RNA of Oldenlandia corymbosa var. corymbosa, 2301 nucleotides long. Lineage: Eukaryota; Viridiplantae; Streptophyta; Magnoliopsida; Gentianales; Rubiaceae. The record is from the annotation of a GenBank genome assembly.